AAAUCAUGGAGCUUAUGGUAGACUAGGGCAACCUAGUAGAUGAGUUUCAAAGGUCUUUAAUGAACUGUUAUACCUUUAUUUUAUCUUGUCUUACAGAGCCAACUUUAAGGAGAAGACUCAGUGGAAAUGAAAUUAGUUUCAAAGAAAAGUUAGGAACAUUCCUCCAGAAGUUUAAAACAGAUUUUUCCUCAUUAAAUUUAAAAGCACAAAGUUCCCAGAGAGUUGAACCAGAAAGAAGCCAGUCUACCAGCAGCUGCAGUAGCCCUCCACACAGUUCAUUGCCGAACAAGAGGAAAAAGGCAGUAAAGACAAAAUCUACGUGUAGUACAUCAGGCUUGAAGACCCCUGUACGGAAGUACAUCCCAAAUCCCUUGAGCAGAAGCUUGGAUCGUACAAGGUUGGAAGAACUAUGUGGGAGUAGCAGGAGUUUGCCAACCAGGCCUAGUGGAUGUAGGGGUGAAGAACCUUUGUCAACACCUAAUUACCAGUGGAAAAACAGAGGUCCCAGUGGGGGGUCUAUGACACAAAGGGGAAAAUACAUGAAUAACAAUUACUUGCAGGAGAACUGUUCAAAUCCAAGUGAAAAGGAAAAAAUUAGUGCUAUGACUUCCCAGCAGAAAUUCAAGUCACCCAAUCAAAAACUAACAUGUAUCUCCAGCAAGGUGAAUAAUAAAGGUGUAGUCUCCAUGCAGUCUAUGUCAGAUGCUCUGGGACUGAUAGUGGCCACAGGUAUAUACACAGGAGUCAAAAACUUGUAUGAAAAGAUCUGGUAUCAAGAAGAAGCUGGUGUUUAUGGAUUACAAAACUACAUUGUUGAAGAUAUUAUGCAGUUAGGUGAGGCUGGUGAACAAGCCACACGUUUUCUUCUAGCUGAGAUGUCGUCCCAGCAUUUAAAACGCCUUGUUCAUGGUGCAGUGCUCAUAAUUUGUGAUAAUUUGCAAGAUGUGCAUUGAAUUGUUUAGAUAUGAAGGUUGGUUUAUUUUUCUCUUUUCUAGUGUGAUGCAGUCAUGAAUUCUUGUAUUGCCAUUGUGUAAGUACUAGAAGUUCACAAAUCUGAGCAAACAGCCUUAAAUACAAACAGAUUUUGGCUCUGUUCAGAGAGUGACGAGGAAGAAUUUAUUUUUACAAGAGAUUCCUUUUAAUUAUGUCCUUCAUGUUCCUGUUUUAUGUAAAUGGUUAUGAGAAUCAUUCAUAGACUACCCCUGAUCACUUAUAGCUUGUUUAAAGGGUAGACAGUGCAGGGGUUAUCUUUUAGUGCACACAGUACUUUUUAAUGUGAUAAUUUGACUGUAUAAAAGUUCAGUCAUUGUCAUUGGAUUUAAUUGCUAUUAUCUUUUGUUGAUACAAUAUUGCCUUGAUCUCCAUAUGUAUUGAAAGGAAGGAAGGUUUGAAUAAAAAAAGAUAAUAAAAAUAAUUUACUAUAAAGUCUUGAUACAUUAAUUAAAGUGUAGUAAUUUGUUUAUUUUAUGCAUUUACUUUGGGAAAGAAGUUAUUCUAUUCUUCGCUAGGCUAUGACCCACCAUGUUUGCCUAUUUGUCUUGAACACAGAUUUGUAUUUGCUUCUUAUAAAUUUUUUUUUGAACUUUUAAUGUUUGGAUAUACAUUUACUUACUCUAUUUUGAGACCUUACUUCAUUAUUUCACAAACAAAAGAAACAUACAUUAAUGUGUCAGUAUUUUAUUUCAGAUAAAUAUUUGAAUGUACAUUUUCCAGUGAUUUGAAAUUCAUACAGAUACAUGAAGAGGGGUAAUCUCAAAAUUGCACCAUCAGAAAGGGGCAAUACGUGUUUAUUUGUGAAAUUGAUCAUUGUCAUUUGUCUUUCAUCAAUUCCAUCCUUUGAGUUGCUUUAUCAGGAUUUGAGUUUAUUUAUCUUCAGACCUUGAGAAAAUAAAAGUUACCAUUAAUAUGUGGUCUUUUGAUGUUUAGAUUUGGCAGAAGUGUGGUUUAUCAGAUCCUUGUUGUUGUUUUUUUUUCUUGUUUGAAGCCAAACAAGUCGUAGUGUCAUUUUGAUAAAAUGGCAGAGGUUUGGAGGCCAGUAAAUGGUUGCGGUGUUUGAGGAAUUGCCUACUCAGCUGCCUUGGUAUGGCUGCAGGUAGCAAGUGGGAACUGUUACUGAAUUUCCAAAGAAAGCAAAGGUGAUACUUCCUAUGCAGCAUCUUUUUGCAGUUGAUGUAACAGAUUUUAUUAGAUAAAAAUAAUUAAGUAAAUAAAUAAAACUAUUUAUUUAUUUAUUCAUUUAA
Penaeus chinensis is the source of this 2240-nucleotide messenger RNA. RefSeq lists its product as uncharacterized. The record is from RefSeq and is a predicted model, not a curated record. The coding region runs from base 60 to 953 and encodes 297 amino acids. The transcript has 2 exons. Lineage: Eukaryota; Metazoa; Arthropoda; Malacostraca; Decapoda; Penaeidae.